UUUUUAUGUGAGCUAAAUGUUCUAUCAACAAAUGGUUUUUUUUAUAAUGGACAACAAAUAAAAAUUAAAUUAAAUGCCUUUAUAUGUGAUGCGCCAGCUCGAGCUUAUUUAAAAUGUUGUACUUCUCAUAAUGAAAUAUGUAUUGUGUGGCUGAAUUUAUUAAAACUGCAGAGACGGAAGUUGUACCAACAAAAUGGGUUAAUAAACAAGGUACUAAGUGUUUUUGGCCUUAUUACAAAGGCACCGACCGAAUUAAAAAAGCUAUUUUAUCAAGCGAAAUUCCUGAUCCAGAGAAGUGGGACGAGUAUGAUACCAGAAUAUUACAUAAAUAUAAUACAUAUCAAGAAGCUCGCUCUCACUUAUCAAAAGCUGUAUAUACAUUUCAUUUGGAUUCGGAAGAAGAUAAUGAAUGUAGACGUAAAAGAAAAAGAAUAUCGAAAACUUGGUCUUCGAGUGAAGAAAGUGUUAUUUUAAAGAAACAAAAACAAAACAAAAAUAAAAGUAAAAUAAGGUCCCCACCUACAAUAAGAUUUGAUAAAUGUACUUUAGAUAAGGAAAACUUUGUAAACUCUCUAGCAGAGUUACCACGUGAAAGUUCGAGUUCCUCUAUUAUAGCUACUACUUCUAUGAAUGACGAUAAUAAUGAUAACGGUAAUAAUGGAUAUAGAGAUAAAAGAAGAAUGUCGGAGAUUUAUUCUUCAAGUGAAGACAGCUUUGUUUCAAAGAACUCAAAGCAAAACAAAAAUAGAAGUGAAAUAAAAUCUCCUAAAAUUACCUCAUUUGAUAAAUCUACUUCAAAUAGGGAAGACUCAACUUUAAAUUCUAACUUUCAAGAGGAAUCAUGUGGAAGAAAUUUUAUGGAAAAUGAAAAUUUCAGUUCAUUUAUUAUGCCUACUACUAGUUCCAUGAACAAUAACAAAAAUGCAGGUGAACCACUGCUAUUGUUAAUUUUGAAAAAACUUAGGAAACUCGAUUAUGUGCAAAACAAUGUUAUUAUCCCUGAUAUACAAGAAGUAUUAAACUAUAUAAAACCUCAACGAUUGGAAGUUCAAGAAACAAAUGUCCCAAUAACACUGUCAAUUGACAAUGACACACAGCUUAAUGAAUUUGAGCAAUAUAUUUCGACUACUGAAAAUUAUAGGAUCAUGAUAUUGAAAUUUAGUCAUAUUGGAGGUCAUGGUACUGCAGGGAUCACUAGAAAAAUAAUGAAAAACCUUAUAACGUCUAAGUUUGCGAUGAAUUUUAAUUGGGGAGGAAGAGCUCCAAAGAGGCCUUUUAAAGAACUUAAAUCAAAGCAUUUGCUUCUUGAUUCUGUGCGUAAAGUAAUUCCUUCGGCGUCAACGGAAGAAAUUGAAUCAGCCAUUAAAGAUUGGCUGAAACAAGCCAAGACAAGAGUUAUGUCUCAUCAUUUCUAAUCGUUUCUCCCAAAGACA
Molecule: messenger RNA, 1433 nt
Organism: Solenopsis invicta (red fire ant)
Lineage: Eukaryota; Metazoa; Arthropoda; Insecta; Hymenoptera; Formicidae
Product: rRNA methyltransferase 2, mitochondrial-like
Exons: 6
Coding region: 138-1415 (425 amino acids)
Source: RefSeq, a predicted model, not a curated record